Molecule: messenger RNA, 1590 nt
Organism: Alternaria alternata
Lineage: Eukaryota; Fungi; Ascomycota; Dothideomycetes; Pleosporales; Pleosporaceae
Exons: 1
Coding region: 201-1469 (422 amino acids)
Source: RefSeq, a predicted model, not a curated record
UCUAAAUUAAGUGUUAUCCAACACCGAUACGACUAGCUUCAGGCACCCCGUGGCGCCACGAUGUUUGUAGGCAGGCAGAGUUCUCUCCUGUUGCCUGGCCUUCUUGCUGUUCUUUGUGUUUUCGAAGGCCCCGUCUGACCAUAUACCACGCGCAUAUCUCUGCGCAUCCACUCGCUUUUUACUUUAGUUAAUCCUUAAUAAUGUCUUCUUCUACUUCGCAGCCUCAGGCCACGCCGCACGCGCCCGACGCGACUUCAGCUGCGCCUCCUUCUCCUGUUCCGACGCCUCCUCCAAAGUCUGUUGCUAGACUAUCCGACGCGACAAAUGCCAAUGCCACGUCAACUGCGAACGCGAACUCCCCCAGAACCCAAGCCUCGAGCAGCCCUGCGCCGGGUGUUCCCACCACGGGUCCUACGGCGUCGAUCCCGAAUACGACAGCUCCACAGACGACCGAGACCGAGACCGAAGAACACCUUUCGUUCAACGACAAGCUCAAUGCCGGCGACCGGUAUUGGAAGUUCAAGUUCGGCCUUGGAGCCAUUGCCAUCAUAACCGGCUUGGUGGGCAUAGGCUGCUUUGCUUAUUUGAUGACCACGGACCUGUACACCAACAACGACUACUAUUAUCUCGGUUACAACAGCUACGCAGUAUGGCCCGGUCUAAUCACCUGGUCCAUCUCAGUAGCUUUUGUCGCGCUUUGCAUGAUCGUCUUUAUUGUGCGCAAACGGCCUGUGCACCCCGGUGUUCGCGUAACAAUGGAUCUUCUGCUGUGGCUUGCCUUCAUUAUAACAGCAAUGUUUGCUAUUUUCGCGUUCCGGGACGUGUUGGAUUACGGUUUAUAUGGUGGACCUGAUGGAUAUAGUUAUGGUUCUGGUGGUGGAGACUAUGUUCUGGCCUCCAACGGCACGUGGGUAUGGGAACAAGACACGAGCUAUGUCAACUCUCCGCGAGACUGUGAUUACUACGGAUUCAACAAUUGCGAAGAGCAGGACGCUUAUGUUAACAAGCUUUGGGCGGAGAAAGGGACACGCGCAAACACUACGUUGACAGGUGUUGUAUGCCAAUUCUUCGGAUUGGUUAUUCACUUCGCGCUCUUCGUGUGGGCUUGCGUCGACUGCCAUCGCCAUAACCGCAGCAAGACCAGCAAGGACGCAGAGAAGAUUGCUGCCAACAUCGUACAGACCAUGAUCACCAAUGGCGCUAUUGUGCCCCCGCCAGGGCAGGCCCAUAUGAAGCCGCAACCAGGACAAGUCAUGUACUAUCAGAUGCCACCGAACCAGCAGGGAUAUCCGAUGCAACCCCAGUAUAUGCAGCAAGGACCGGGACAGAUGCAGCAAUUCGGAGAACAUCCACAGAUGAUGAUGCAGCAGCAACAGCGCAUGUCGCCUGGACAGUACCCAAUGGCCCAGCCUGGAAUGCCUCCUGUGGCACCGGUCAAUGAGAAGAGUGCGGGGGCACGUUACGCUUGAACAUCAAGCACGAGAUACAGGAUUGUUUGUGGAAAAAUUGGAGGAAAUGAUUUUCUUUGGCGAGAUACCCCAGCAAAACAUGCGUAAUAGUGUAAAGUUUUGAUCAAAUUCAACUGUCGAC